This is a messenger RNA of Anguilla anguilla (European eel), 1765 nucleotides long. RefSeq names its product ATP synthase F1 subunit beta (gene atp5f1b). The record is from RefSeq and is a predicted model, not a curated record. The coding region runs from base 52 to 1617 and encodes 521 amino acids. Gene Ontology annotation, molecular function: ATP binding; proton-transporting ATP synthase activity, rotational mechanism; ATP hydrolysis activity. The transcript has 10 exons. Gene Ontology annotation, biological process: proton motive force-driven mitochondrial ATP synthesis; proton transmembrane transport. NCBI's taxonomy places the organism in Eukaryota, Metazoa, Chordata, Actinopteri, Anguilliformes, Anguillidae.
ACAUAAGCACAUGAGGUCGAGUGUCUCUUUCCACCUUCAGCCAUUUUAACAAUGUUGGGCACGGUCGGACGUUGUUGCUCCGGGGCUCUGCAGGCUCUGAAGCCUGGGAUCAACGCUCUGAAAGCGUGUACUGCCGCCCCAACUGUUCUUUAUUCACGCAGGACCUAUGCUGCAGCAGCUGCCCCCUCAGCCAAGGCUGCUAUUGCCUCUGGUCGUAUUGUUGCAGUCAUUGGUGCUGUUGUGGAUGUCCAGUUUGAUGAGGGUCUACCUCCUAUUCUCAAUGCUCUGGAAGUUGCAGGGCGUGAGACAAGACUGGUGCUGGAGGUUGCUCAGCAUCUUGGGGAGAACACGGUGCGUACCAUUGCCAUGGAUGGUACUGAAGGUCUUGUUCGUGGACAGCAGGUUCUAGAUACUGGGGCACCCAUCCGUAUUCCUGUGGGCCCAGAGACCUUGGGCAGGAUCAUGAAUGUCAUUGGCGAGCCUAUUGAUGAGAGAGGACCGAUAACCACCAAACAAACUGCUCCCAUCCAUGCUGAGGCUCCUGAAUUUACAGACAUGAGUGUGGAACAGGAGAUCUUGGUGACUGGCAUCAAGGUGGUUGACCUGCUUGCCCCAUAUGCCAAGGGUGGCAAGAUUGGCCUUUUUGGUGGAGCGGGCGUGGGCAAGACUGUACUCAUCAUGGAGCUGAUCAACAAUGUAGCCAAGGCUCAUGGUGGUUACUCGGUGUUUGCUGGAGUGGGAGAGCGAACCCGUGAGGGAAAUGACCUGUACCAUGAAAUGAUCGAGUCUGGUGUUAUCAAUUUGAAGGAUACCACCUCUAAGGUUGCACUGGUGUAUGGUCAAAUGAAUGAACCCCCAGGCGCCCGUGCCAGAGUUGCAUUGACUGGUCUUACUGUUGCGGAAUACUUCCGUGAUCAAGAGGGACAGGAUGUACUGCUCUUUAUUGACAACAUCUUCAGGUUCACCCAGGCAGGCUCAGAGGUGUCUGCAUUACUGGGUCGUAUACCCUCUGCUGUGGGUUACCAACCCACUCUGGCCACUGACAUGGGUACCAUGCAGGAGCGAAUUACUACCACCAAGAAAGGAUCCAUCACCUCUGUACAGGCCAUUUAUGUGCCUGCUGAUGACUUGACUGACCCUGCUCCUGCCACCACCUUCGCCCACUUGGAUGCCACCACUGUGCUGUCUCGUGCCAUUGCUGAGCUGGGCAUCUACCCUGCUGUGGACCCUCUUGAUUCCACCUCCCGUAUCAUGGACCCUAACAUUGUUGGAGCAGAGCACUAUGAUGUUGCCCGUGGAGUGCAGAAGAUCCUGCAGGACUACAAGUCACUCCAGGACAUUAUUGCUAUCUUGGGUAUGGAUGAGUUGUCCGAGGAAGACAAGCUGACUGUGGCUCGUGCCCGCAAGAUACAGCGUUUCCUCUCCCAACCGUUUCAGGUGGCUGAAGUCUUCACUGGUCAUAUGGGAAAACUGGUACCCCUCAAGGAUACCAUCAAAGGAUUCCAGAGCAUUUUGGCAGGUGAGUAUGAUCCCUUGCCUGAACAGGCGUUCUAUAUGGUGGGUCCCAUUGAAGAAGUUGUCCAGAAGGCUGAGAGACUGGCUGAAGAACAUUCUUAGUUGAUUUGUGGCAAUGUGAGAUGUUCCUAUGUUCUGAGAGGAGCGCUUGGUUUGAAAAUGAUCAUCCAAAACUUGUCCUGUCAUCCUAAAGUUCUAUUUAAUGUUCCAUUCUAAAGAGGAAGGUGAAAUAAAAAAAUUUUAAAUGUUG